Messenger RNA from Silurus meridionalis, 6424 nucleotides. It is a transcript of the gene abcc6a, whose product is annotated as ATP-binding cassette, sub-family C (CFTR/MRP), member 6a. The transcript is spliced from 31 exons. Bases 278 to 4798 code for a protein of 1506 amino acids. The record is from RefSeq and is a predicted model, not a curated record. Gene Ontology annotation, biological process: transmembrane transport. Gene Ontology annotation, cellular component: membrane. Lineage: Eukaryota; Metazoa; Chordata; Actinopteri; Siluriformes; Siluridae. Gene Ontology annotation, molecular function: ABC-type transporter activity; ATP binding; ATP hydrolysis activity.
AAAAGCCAUAAAACAGCCCGUCGUCCAAACGGUCUCAGAAACAAGGAGCUCUCAGUCACAAGGUGUAUGGGUGAGGAGAGAGAGGGUGAGAAAGAGAGAGAGAGAGAGAGAAAGGAAAGCGACAGAGAUAUAAAACUACCCAGAGAACAUUUAUUAGGAGAGAUUGAGAGAGAGUUGGACUUACAGUCACACAGUCUUGCAUCCUGUGCCGAAUAAGAAAACAGUGGCACGAACUAAACCUUUGAAACGUGUGGCAGCUUCAGGAAAACGAGAGUGAAUGGAUACCUUCUGCAGCCUUAGUGGCCUCGACCCUCUUUGGGACUGGAACCAGACAUGGUACACACACACCCCUGAACUGAGCGACUGUUUCCAGAACACAGUGCUGGUGUGGGCACCUUGUAUCUACCUGUGGCUCUGCUCUCCAUUCUACUGUCUCCAUCUGUACUGCCAUGGUAAAGGACGCCUGCCCUUCUCGCUGCUCUGCAGUGCCAAGCUGUUGCUGGGCUUCUUCCUGGCUUCCUUUGGCUUUGUUGAAUUCUUCUACAUCCUGUUGGAGCGAAACCAAGAGAUCCACCGCCACUUUAUCCUUCUCCUGGCCUCGGUCAUACGCAGCCUCACUGUGGUGUUAGCCGUGUGCAUCAUCCAGUGGGAGCGAGUGCGAGGCUGCCGUUCCUCCGUGGUGCUCUUCCUGUACUGGCUGCUCAGCGUGGUUUGUUCUCUUGUUCCUCUGAGGGCGAAGAUCCAGCUGGCCGUCGAACAGGGUCUCACUCCUGAUAUUGUGCACUACUUGGCUUUUUUCUCGUACUUCGCCCUUCAACUGGCGCAGCUCUUCCUCAGUUGUUUCGCAGACCAGGCUCCUCCAGGCAGUGCUGUCCUCCAGAAUGCAUGCCCUGUACAGGAUGCGUCCUUCUUGUCAAAGAUGCUCUUCUGGUGGUUCAGUGGGUUGGUUGUUAAAGGCUACCGCACCCCUCUACAGGCAGAAGAUCUGUGGCCUCUGCGUGAUGAGGACACGUCCCAUAAAAUCCUCUCAGAUCUGGAAGAGGAAUGGACCACAGAACGCACCAAACUGCAGCAGCAAGAAACACAGCUCAACAGCAGUGUGGUGUUGGGAACCCGUUUACCAGACCAGGCCCAGCUCCUCAGAAAGCUGCAGAAGGAACAAAGCUCGGGAUUUUGUCUUUUACGGACGCUCGCACGCAACUUCGGGCCCUACUUCCUGUCAGGAACGUUGUGCCUCGUAGUCCAUGAUGCUUUCAUGUUUGCCAUUCCACAAGUCCUCAGUCUGCUCCUGGGCUUUAUGAGGGAGGAGGACGCUCCGCUGUGGAAAGGAUACUUCUACGCUACACUAAUGUUCCUCCUCUCCUGCAUGCAGUCCCUCUUCAACCACCAGUACAUGUACUCCUGUUUUACUGUGGGCAUGAGAGUGAAGACGGCUGUCAUGGGCCUCGUCUACAGGAAGUCACUGGUGAUGAGCAGUUCCGCACGGAGGACAUGUACAGUCGGAGAGAUCGUGAAUCUGGUCUCGGCUGACACCCAAAAGCUCAUGGAUUUUGUUGUGUACUUCAACGCUGUGUGGCUCGCCCCCAUAGAGAUUGCUCUCUGCCUCUUUUUCCUCUGGCAGCAUUUGGGACCAUCUGCUCUGGCUGGCAUCACCACAGUCUUUCUCAUCUUCCCUCUAAACGGAUUCAUUGCCAAGAAGAGAAGCAAACUGCAGGAGAUCCAGAUGAAGUUUAUGGACGGUCGAAUCAAGCUCAUGAACGAAAUCCUGAAUGGCAUAAAAAUCCUGAAGUUCUACGCCUGGGAAAAGGCUUUCCUCGAGCAGGUCUUGGGUUACAGAGAAAAAGAGCUCCAAACUUUAAAGAAGUCCCAGAUCCUCUACUCCAUCUCCAUUGCUUCCUUCAACUCUUCAUCCUUCUUGAUCGCGUUUGCCAUGUUUGGUGUGUACGUACUUAUGGAUGACAAGAAUGUGUUGGAUGCUCAGAAGAUUUUCGUCUCCAUGGCACUCAUCAACAUCCUAAAGACUCCACUGAGCCAACUUCCUUUUGCUAUGAGCAUCACCAUGCAGGCUGUUGUCUCACUCAAGCGUUUGGGAAAAUAUUUAUGCCAAGAAGAACUAAAGCCAGAAAAUGUGUCCAGAGAUGCUUUUAAGAUGGAUGAAGAAAGUGUUGUGGUUGAAAAUGGGACUUUCAGUUGGUCUAAAGACGGUCCUCCUUGUUUGAAAAGGAUCAGUGUGAGAGUUCCUCGUGGUGCACUGGUUGCGGUUGUUGGAAAUGUUGGCAGUGGGAAGUCGUCCUUACUCUCUGCCAUGCUCGGAGAAACGGAAAGGAGAAGUGGAAGUGUUUCGAUCAAGGGAUCGGUAUCUUACGUCCCUCAGCAGGCCUGGAUUCAAAAUGCUACAUUGCAGGACAACAUCCUGUUCGGAAUGGAGAAGAAGAAGAGCUGGUACCAACGUGUACUGGAGGCCUGCGCUCUGCUGCCUGACCUUGACAUCCUACCAGCAGGAGACACCACUGAGAUCGGCGAGAAGGGUUUGAACCUGUCCGGAGGUCAGAAACAGAGGGUGAGUCUGGCUCGUGCAGUCUACAGGAAAGCUGAUAUCUAUUUGCUGGAUGAUCCUCUGUCUGCUGUGGACGCCCAUGUGGGUCAACACAUCUUCGAUAAAGUCAUCGGGCCCAAGGGUGUGCUGAGAGACAAGACUCGCAUUCUGGUGACCCACGGGACAAGCUUUCUGCCCCAGGCUGAUCUGAUCCUGGUGCUGGUUGAGGGAGAGAUCACUGAGAGUGGAUCCUACCAGGAGCUGCUAAAUCGUAAUGGAGCCUUUGCAGAGUUUAUCCAUACUUUUGCCAGCACGGAAAGAAAGGAGAGCUCCACACAGCGAGGCUCCAGAAAGUCCUGCUCAAGGCUCAGCGUAACAGAUUUCAUGCCAUUCUCCAGAGACCUUUCUCAGGAGCAACUUAUUGGUGGUGACACAAACAGUGUCACUAUUCAGAGUGUAGACCCUGAUAUUGAGAAAGAGCAAAUUCCUGAGGACCUAGGGAAACUGACUGAAGUGGACAAGGCUCGAAUCGGCAGGGUGAAACUGGAGAUGUACGUCGAGUACUUCCGCACCAUCGGUUUGGCUCUGAUCGUGCCCAUUCUGUUCCUGUAUGCCUUUCAGCAGGGUGCUUCUCUGGCAUAUAACUACUGGCUCAGCAUGUGGGCUGACGAGCCAAUCAUCAACGGUACACAGCUCAACGCUGACAUGAAGCUGGGAGUCUAUGGAGCUCUCGGGUUUGCACAAGGCAUAGCCAUUUUUGGCACCACAGUCGCCAUCUCUAUCGGGGGAAUCAUUGCCUCUCGCCAGUUGCACCUGGACCUGCUGAAGGAUGUUCUUCGCUCGCCCAUGUCCUUCUUUGAGUCCACUCCCAGCGGCAAUCUGCUGAAUCGCUUCGCCAAGGAAAUUGACGCUAUUGACUGCAUGAUACCUGAUGGCCUUAAGAUGAUGUUGGGUUAUGUUUUCAAGCUGAUGGAGGUGUGCAUCAUAGUGCUGCUCGCCAUACCUUUUGCUGCAGUCAUCAUUCUUCCUUUGGCGCUAUUUUACGCCUUUGUGCAGAGUUUCUAUGUGGCCACAUCAUGCCAGCUAAGACGUUUGGAGUCCGUGAGCCGCUCUCCUAUCUACACUCACUUUAAUGAGACGAUUCAAGGUGCCAGUGUGAUCCGUGCCUUUGGUGAGCAACCACGCUUCAUUCUGCAGGCCAAUCAGAGGGUGGAUCACAACCAGACUGCCUACUUCCCCCGAUUUGUGGCAACUAGGUGGCUGGCCGUGAACUUGGAGUUCCUGGGAAAUGGUGUGGUAUUAGCUGCUGCAGUUCUCUCUGUGAUGGGCAAAGACACUUUGAGUCCCGGGAUUGUCGGCCUGGCGGUGUCUCAUUCCCUUCAGGUCACGGGAAUCUUGAGUUGGAUUGUGCGGUCAUGGACGGAUGUGGAGAACAACAUAGUGUCGGUCGAGAGAGUGAAAGAGUAUGCAGGCACGCCUAAAGAGGCUGAAUGGAGCUCAGAAAAUAUUUCACUACCACUUGCUUGGCCUCAGACAGGAAGCAUAGAGUUCCAGGAUUACGGUCUGCGCUACCGUAAAGGUCUAGAGUUUGCUUUAAAGGGCAUCUCACUACAUAUCCAAGAAAGAGAGAAGAUCGGCAUUGUGGGAAGAACCGGUGCCGGGAAGUCAUCACUAGCCCUGGGAAUUUUCCGCAUCCUGGAGGCAGCGAAAGGUGAGAUUUACAUCGAUGGGUUGAACAUCGCUAAGCUCGGACUCCACGAUCUGAGAUCCCGCAUCACCAUCAUUCCACAGGAUCCUGUGCUGUUUUCCGGAUCCUUGCGUAUGAAUCUGGAUCCAUUUGAUGCCUACUCAGAUGAGGAAGUGUGGAGCGCCUUAGAAUUGGCCCAUUUGAAGAACGUCAUUUCAGGGCUGCCUGAUAAACUUAAUUACGAGUGCUCAGAAGGAGGAGAAAAUCUUAGUCUUGGCCAGCGGCAGCUAGUAUGUUUGGCAAGGGCUCUCCUUCGUAAGACCAAGAUUCUGGUUCUGGAUGAAGCCACAGCAGCAGUGGACCUGGAAACAGACACACUAAUUCAAUCCACCAUCCGCAGCCAGUUUGAGGACUGCACUGUGCUAACCAUUGCACACAGACUCAACACCAUCAUGGACUACACCAAAGUUCUUGUAAUGGACAAAGGACAUGUAAUUGAAAUAGAUUCCCCUGCGAACCUGAUUGCACAGAGAGGCCAUUUUUAUCGGAUGUGCAGAGAAGCUGGAUUGGUGUAACACGUGCUCUGGCUCUGCUGCUGGUUUUGUAGCUCUUUAGCACCGCCUUGUGGUGGACUUCAAGCAUUAAUUACACCAAGAGUCUUCCCCCUGCUGGCCAGUGUCAUAAUAAAAAAAAAAAAGAAAGCAAAGCUAUAAAAGCAACAUGGUGCUCCAGUAAAUAAGAGGGGUAAUGAUUUCCAGAAGUUUUUUUUAACGUUUGUUUGUUUGGCUGUCUUUUUUUUAACGAAUGCACAGUCAUGUAUUAGUCAAUGAAGCGAAGCAUAAAACGUAUCUACUCAGGUGAACAUGCUCAAGAGCACCAGAAUCAUUGUAAACUGGAAGAUCGUCUCAAUCUCUUUGCUCGUUUCCAUCUCACCUUGUGAGUCAAAAAGACUUGAGCUGGAAGAAACGACGUGUAAAUAACUGUACAUAACACGAGACAAGUGGCGCAGCAUCCGGUCCAAGCUACGCCAAAUCGCCAAAAGAUUUCCCCGCUAAGCAAGAAUGUGAACGAUGCUACGCACGUCUCCAUCUAGCAAAAGGAACGUGCAUCUGUGUAGAAGCUUAGGGGAAAACAAGUUUACUGACAGUGCUGCAAACACUCCAUCCGCACGAAAGGCCCUCCAAAGGGCCUCUAUAUCGAGACUCUCCCACUCGGAAGCCAUUUCAGCGUUUUUAACGAGGGCGUCGAGGAGAAACGGCGUCUAAAAUCCGGCGAUGUUGCGGUGCCCGUUUAAUUUCUAGCAAACGUAAAAUUUAAUUUACAUUUCACAAAGAAUUUUGGAUGAAAACCGCAAAUCCAGAUCUCCGAACAGAUGUAUAUUAACACGAAUUUGAAUAACACAAAGACUAAUGAUCAGGGAAAAGGGCGAAAUUUCACGAUCAUUAACAAUUUUGCACUUUUUCCAUCAAAUGUAAUAUUUUGUAUAAUUAAAAAAAAGCUCUCGGUUACUGUAACUCAAUAGAGGAGGAGCUUCAGAACAUUACAACACUAUGCAAAGUUGAACAUUCAGGUGCCUUUGCAUUUAUUUAUGUUUUUUUUUUAUUAAUAUAUACACAUUUGCUUAUGUACUGAAAGUUCUUCUACAGGUAGUUUGGAUGUAUUUUGUAUCUGUAUAAUAAAUUUUUUCUACAAUAAUCUGGUCGAGUAUUGAAUACAUUUUGGUUCAGACACACACAAAAGCACUGGUGAGAAAUCUGAGUACCAAACUAUAUUUAUUGUAUACAGUAGUAAAGGACAACAAAUAAUGUACAAAUCAGUACAGAAAAAAAUGAGACCACACGGACGCCGAUUCAGUCCCGACUCUCGUGGACGCCAGAAUGUAGGGGGACGAAUAAGACUAUUCCUCUUCAGGGUGACUGUCGCCCGACACGGAGCAGAAAGUGUGACGACUUGUUGCCUUUGAAAAGUGAAAAAAAGGAAAAGGGGGGGGGGGGGGGGGGGGAAUAUAAUAGAGGGACUUAUAGGCGAUUUAUAAUAAAAACCUGGACUAAUCCGGGACAUAUUUGGGGUUUGGUCAAGAAAACACCAAAGAUUCCUUUAUUCUCUGCAGUUGAACCAACUAAGGCUGGAUGGGCGUCCUUUCAGUUAAACAUGACAUGGAUUAAAAAUAGAAUUAAAGCUGCACAAGACAAAAAAAAAAA